AUGGUCGUGCAGCCAUGUAUAAACGGUCGUUGCCCGCCUCCAUUGCCGCAUUGCAUAAGUCAUCCAAUCCCACCGCCACCACCGCCUCCACCACCACCACCAGUUCUUCGAGCGCCACCAGCUCCACCGUGUCACAACAGAUGCGAUAGUCACACACAUGUUCUUUCCAGAAAUGUACCACUGUUUGCAAUUAGAACUGAAUUCAACUACACGACUUCCGAUGACGACAUUCUCUCCAGUUUAACGGCCAUAUGA
Cylicostephanus goldi is the source of this 255-nucleotide messenger RNA. The record is from the annotation of a GenBank genome assembly. Lineage: Eukaryota; Metazoa; Nematoda; Chromadorea; Rhabditida; Strongylidae.